AGCGGUGAUUCUAAAAAAAAACCGGAACUAGGCCUACUGUCGGUGCCAAGAAUUCCCUUAAAUUUCCUUCUUCCAUGACACUACUAUACUAAUAACUGGACUAGUUGAUAAGAAUGACUACUCCUCCAAAUGCAGCGAGUGCGUCAAGCUCAGCCACCAGUACAAACAAACCAGACGAACAAGAUGACAGUAAGACCAAACUCCGAGAGAUUGGUGACCAAGCAGUGUGGUCGUUAUCUUCAUGUAAACCUGGAUUUGGGGUCAACCAACUCAGGGAUAACUCUGUUGAAACUUACUGGCAGUCUGACGGCACCCAGCCUCACCUCGUCAACAUCCAAUUCCGCCGCAAGACGACAGUUCACAGCAUCGCCAUCUACGCAGACUACAAAUCCGACGAGAGCUACACACCCAAUAAAAUCUCCAUCCGGAUUGGGAAUAACUUCCACGAUCUUCAGGAGAUCGAGCUUCUUGAGCUCGGGCAGCCCACUGGUUGGAUUAGGAUUCCCCUUACCGACUCCGAGGGCAAGCCAGUCAGGACUUUUAUGAUUCAGAUCGCAGCGUUGUCUAAUCAUCAGAACGGUCGAGAUACCCACAUGAGACAGAUCAAGGUGUAUGCACCCACACAAGAGAACGUUUUCCACCAUAUGCCAAACUUUUCCACGGUUGAGUGUAGUAUGUACAGCAUCAUUCGGUGAUUGAGCAAAUUGUGGUUCGGGUUAAUGCUAUCCUAACAGAAGGAUUUUCAUGAUGCUACGCCACAUGGGAACUUAACUUGAGAAAGUGGACAGCAGAGGACUGUUAUUGUAUGGUCCCGAACUCCCUGUUAUGAAUGACUGACUGGGGGGGGGGGGCUGGUGGUGAGCUUUGAAAAAUCUCACGCAUAGCUGGCCUCGUGACUUGGCAUCUCUGCCUCACACGGUGUAAGAUAUGGCCCAUUGUGGCCAAUCACACAUAUUGUGGACAAUAAGGCAUUUUAAAAGAGCAAAAUUCUUUUACUUCAGAUCCAAUUCACACAAAAUUCACAAGAUAGUUGAAAACCCAUUCAGAAUGCCCCAGAUUGCACAGUCAUUAUUCAAGUACCUGGUUUCAAGUCAGCAUGCCUAGUGUACUUAGAAUAGAAUAAUGGUUUAUUGUCACUUGUAAAAAAACAAAUAUUAGUACAGUGAAAUUCGUUUUGGUUUUG
Asterias rubens (European starfish) is the source of this 1183-nucleotide messenger RNA. RefSeq names its product anaphase-promoting complex subunit 10-like. The transcript has 3 exons. The record is from RefSeq and is a predicted model, not a curated record. Gene Ontology annotation, cellular component: anaphase-promoting complex. Bases 114 to 695 code for a protein of 193 amino acids. Lineage: Eukaryota; Metazoa; Echinodermata; Asteroidea; Forcipulatida; Asteriidae. Gene Ontology annotation, biological process: protein K11-linked ubiquitination; anaphase-promoting complex-dependent catabolic process.